AUGGAGGGCGAAAGCACCGCCAAGUUCAUCAAGCUGAGUGGAGAGGAGAUCCCCUGCGUUGUGCCAUCCGGGAGCACUGUGCGAGAAGCAGCUCCGCUGCUGCAGAAGUUCCUUCCCAGAGGGUCGUUACGGCUGAUUACGGAGACUGGGAAGGUGCUCUCCGGGAGUGAUGUCAUUCCCUCAGAAGGCCUCUUGCAGGUGCAAGUGAUGAGCAUUGCCAAAGGCCGAUGGUCCUCGCUCUACAGUGCCGCCUUUGACGGCUUCGAUGAGGCUGCUCUACGGGCGGCCUUGCGACAAGCCUGGCCGGGCGAUUUUCAAAGAAAGGGCCCUGAAAUGGGAGACCUUGAAGAUAAGCAUAGACUAAAAUGA
Messenger RNA from Durusdinium trenchii, 369 nucleotides. NCBI's taxonomy places the organism in Eukaryota, Dinophyceae, Suessiales, Symbiodiniaceae. The record is from the annotation of a GenBank genome assembly.